AUGCCCAGUGUCGCAGACAAAACGUCCUUGAAAAGGAAACGUGCUAAGGCAUCUGAAAAGGCCAGCAAGCGAACGAAACCAGAAGUCAGUGACGAAGAAGACGAAGCAGAAGAUCGCCAAGCCGAAAUCUUACAACUAGAAGAAGAGAUUGCUCAAUCCAAAAAGAAUUAUAAUAACAUUACCACGCUCCUCGAAUUCGUUUCGAACCAAGAGGAUGAUCUCGACGUUGCGCUGUUCGCCGCGGUUUCCCUAUGCAGGGUAUUCUUGAGGCUGCUGGCUUCUGGGAGCUUGUCGCGCAAGCCCGGCCAGUCGGACAGAGAGGGUGUCGUUAUCCAAUGGCUCAAAGGGAGGCUCAGUGAUUACAAGAAGCUUCUCAUUGCUGCCCUAAGCGAAGAGGCCACGGCGUCAACUGCCCUUACAAUAUCCAUGCGUCUCCUCAAGGCUGAGACUCACAUUACUAGUGAAAGAGGCGAGGCCACAUUUCCGAAGGUAUUUCUUAGGGAUAUUGUUGGUGCACUAGUCCGCAAACGGUGUGAAGAUGUUCAGGAGGAAUUCUGUGAGAAGUACCUGGGUGAAUAUGCUGAUGUUCGCUUCUAUACUUUCGAGGCAUUGACUGAAAUACUUGCAAAUUGCAGUAAUCCACCGAUUGAGAAAGAUUUAUUCAGUAGCGUAUUUGAUAUGCUUUCUUACUUUGACGAAGCUCCGAGUAGUGCUGAAGACCUGGGUUCCCUCUACAUCGAUCUUCCCAAAAAGAAAUCUCAGAUUAUUCUGUCACUAUAUCAGCAAAAGAAGCAAUGUCAGUCAGCGUGGGUUGCACUCCUAAGGCUUAACCCCGAUCGUCAACAGAGAAAACAGUUGCUCGAAAUUAUGGCAGAGUCAAUAGCCCCUUGGUUCGUUGAACCGGCACUAUUGAUGGACUUUUUGACUGAUUCUUACAAUGCCGGAGGGUCGUUGUCACUACUUGCGCUCUCAGGUGUUUUUUUUCUUAUACAAAAUCGCAACUUAGACUACCCUUCAUUUUACCCCAAAUUGUAUUCCUUGCUCGAUGCCGAUAUUCUACAUUCCAAGCAUCGGUCAAGGUUCCUACGGCUACUUGACACAUUCCUGGCCUCAACUCAUCUUCCUGCUAUGCUCGUGGCAUCAUUUAUUAAGAAAUUGGCUCGACUGUGUCUUAAUGCUCCGCCGUCGGCCAUUGUAGCAAUAAUUCCCUGGAUCUACAACCUGUUGAAGAAGCACCCUUUGUGCACGUUCAUGAUUCAUCGUGUCCCACGGACCCCAGAAUCCAAAGCCGCUAUCGAAAGUGAAGGAUUCAAAGACCCCUUCAACGAGGAAGAAAUGGAUCCAAUGCAGACGCAAGCUAUUGAUAGCUGCUUGUGGGAGGUUGUACAGCUUCAGUCACAUUAUCAUCCCAACGUCGCUACAAUCGCUACAAUAAUAUCGGAGCAGUUCACGAAACAGUUGUACAAUAUGGAAGACUUUCUAGACCAUUCGUACCAGAGCCUCGUCGAUGCUGAGCUGUCAAAAUCAGUCAAAAAACCGCCCGCCAUUGAAUUUAUGAUUCCUAAGCGGGUUUUCCUGCCAAAUGAGCCCGCUUCCGGCUUCGAGGAUAACCUCCUAGUCAAGCUUUGGGAAUUUGAGUAA
Messenger RNA from Xylaria bambusicola, 1641 nucleotides. RefSeq names its product nucleolar complex protein. The record is from RefSeq and is a predicted model, not a curated record. The transcript has 3 exons. NCBI's taxonomy places the organism in Eukaryota, Fungi, Ascomycota, Sordariomycetes, Xylariales, Xylariaceae. Bases 1 to 1641 code for a protein of 546 amino acids. Gene Ontology annotation, biological process: ribosome biogenesis. Gene Ontology annotation, cellular component: nucleolus; Noc4p-Nop14p complex; small-subunit processome.